AACAACAGACUGGAGCCGCCGGUGUACUGUACUCUGUGUGAGAGAGUGAUUACUUAUCAACUUAUUUAACCAGAAACCAGCUCCCUGAUCGUGUUCGCCACUGCUGGUUCACUAUACGUCUUUGUCGUAACGGAUCUAAAACAAGGUCAGCCAUGAGGCUCGGCUCUCCUUUUCUCGUUUGUGUGGCUGCAGCCAUGUCCUCUGCGUUUGUGAUCUCCCCUCCCCAUAUGUGGAGCAAAUUGAUCCUGACCCACCACUGGCCAAGCACCUUCUGUUCUAUGGAGCACUGUCAUCCCAAUAUUAGCUACUGGACAUUACAUGGACUGUGGCCAGAUAAAGGGAUUGACUGCAAUUCAUCGUGGCAUUUCAACUCAUCUCAAAUAGAGGACCUGCUUCCAGACAUGAUGAAGAGCUGGCCUGACUUGCUCAACCCCUCAUCUUCUGGAUUCUGGAAAUACGAGUGGCACAAACACGGCACGUGUGCAGCCAAAGCUGAAUCUCUCAACAGUCAGCAUAAAUACUUCAGCAAAGCGUUGGAGCUGUAUCACAAGUUGGAUUUGAAUAGCAUCCUGGUGAAAUUUGAAAUCACCCCCUCUGAAAAGUACUACACUUUCUCACAAAUUGAAAGAGUGAUUGAAAGCUUCUAUGGUGUUAAACCUAAGAUCCAGUGUGUCCAUCCAUCACAGAAUGCUGAUGUCCAGAUUUUGGGACAGAUUGAAAUCUGUUUCGAUCCUGAUUUCAACCUCGUGGACUGUGAGAAACAGCUGACCUGGGUCGAGUUCACCAAGCCAGGCUGGGACAGUCCCAUGGGUGCUGGCAAGCCAUCUGGGUUCAGCGUGUGUGACCACGAUACGCCAGUUUACUAUCCCCCUCUUUCAUAGGAUACACACCGUACAUAUGCAAAUGUAAAAGCACACUACAGGCUGUUCACAUAAAUAUACAUAAAUGAGUUUUUUCUAGUGUUAAUACUCAAAUUUGUUUAUGUCACACUUCAAAAUGAUUAUUAUAAUUUUAAUUUCAGUAAUACAAUCACCUUGUGCAAUCUAAAACGAUGUUUGAACAGCACUGAUGGUAUGAUUGUACCAAGUACUUGAAACAGCUAAAGUGUUUUUACAAGGAGAAUAAAUCUCAUGUUCCCUCCCAUAAGAGAGGGAUUCUGCCUCUUUUGAUAUUUACACAAACUGUAUAUGAAUCCAAAUGUGUGCACAACACGUGCUUUCAGCAGCAGACAGGCAGCUGAUGUGCUGGACAGUUCACGUACAUUCAUAGUUUACAUUAGUGUACUUGAGUGCCAAUCAAAAGGUUUUAUGAGGAUGUCUUUACCCAAAAGCAAUAGGAUAAUAAUUUAUGUCUCUUUUUUUUCCAUAAUUCAAACUGAAUGUUUUCUGCAAAUCAAAUGACAAUGUUCAAACAGGAUAAAAAUAGGAUGUAAGUGAUUUAGAGUUAUAGAUAUAUUUUAAUAGCAUUUUUAAUGGUGUCAGUACUGCAGCAGGAUAUUUGCUUAAAAAAAUAUAUAUAUAUACACACACACACACAACAGGAAAUGAGUGUUUGCCAAUUACUUUGAUUGCCAAGUAUGUUUUAUUUGUUUUGUGUUUUUUUUUUUUCUAGUUUGUUUUUCUGUUUGCACAAUAAUAGAAAAACUAAUGUUCCGAUGUAUUCGAAUCGUGUUCAAAGUCUAAAAGCCCGGGCAAAGGAGAAACCUUCACCACUGGCAGGUUUGUUUCUGGGCUGUAGACCCUGAGAAAGGCCUGCAGCUCCCACUACUAUAAUAUGUUUAAUAAGGUUUAACUAUGAAUGUGAUGAGGUUAAUACUGAGAAAUCAAUUCCCUAAGAGGGACCAAUUAAGUAAUCUGAUGCAUUAAUGCUGAAAAGUUUCAGAAACUAAGUUUCAGAAAUAAUUUAACUCCUCCACUGAGAGUAAAAAGAAGCUUUGUUAUGUGGUGAUUCUGUUUAGGGUUAGAGUCCCUUAGACAUAUAUUGAUCAACUGUAGCAUUGUGACCAUUGGCAGUCUGAGUGAAUACAAUUGAUGAUCAUAGAAGCAGAAAAAAAUAGUUCAUCGACUCCACACCUCACAAAGAGUUGAUAUGUACUGUAUGUAGUGGUUUAUCGAUUAGAUCAGACUGGCAAAGUUUGGAAGAGUGGACUAUUGGCCUUUGUAAUGUCUUUCUGUGUGUCCUUUAUAAUCAGUGCCUAUCAUCAUACAAUGAGGAAAAGGCAUUUUAAUUGUUUCCACAUCGCUUCAGGAACCUUUUGGAAUGUGGAAAGUGAGGAUAAAGUCACAGACAUAACACGUUUUCACACAAGUCUUCAGUCCUUUUCUGAAUUGAAUUUUGUAUCACGAGAUGUAUUUGUUGUUUAUUUGUGGCUAUUUUUACCUCCAGAUUGAUAUAGAGAUCGAAUGAUUUAUCAAAGUUAUAGGAUUUAGGUGACUGUUGGUUGCAAUUGUGUAUAUACUGUCAUUUUUAAUGUCAAUAAAAUCACAAAUGGCUAGACCAUCA
Molecule: messenger RNA, 2502 nt
Organism: Salarias fasciatus (jewelled blenny)
Lineage: Eukaryota; Metazoa; Chordata; Actinopteri; Blenniiformes; Blenniidae
Gene: rnaset2
Product: ribonuclease T2
Exons: 10
Coding region: 153-881 (242 amino acids)
Biological process (GO): RNA catabolic process
Cellular component (GO): extracellular region
Molecular function (GO): ribonuclease T2 activity; RNA binding
Source: RefSeq, a predicted model, not a curated record